Molecule: messenger RNA, 3186 nt
Organism: Suillus bovinus
Lineage: Eukaryota; Fungi; Basidiomycota; Agaricomycetes; Boletales; Suillaceae
Exons: 6
Coding region: 131-3130 (999 amino acids)
Molecular function (GO): nucleic acid binding
Source: RefSeq, a predicted model, not a curated record
GGUCCUAAACGGCACCGAUCUCGUGCCAAUGAUGUGAUUCACCCAUCCUCUCAAAGUCCAGCACAUCCAUAUAUCUGUAGUACCUUGUCCAUGUCCCUUCCAUCUCAUAUUAUUUACUCUCUGUAUCGAUAUGCCUAGAGGAAAUAACAAUCGUGGCCGUGGAUCUCUUCGAGGCCCAGGUCGUGGCCGUGGCCGUGGUCGCGGACGUGGACGUGGGCAAGGCCAUAACGAUGAUAUACCUCGAGGAAACUACCCUCAUAGCGAGAUGGACGUCGUGGCUCAGUUAUGGCAGGAGCCAUUAUCGAGUAACUCGUGGAGAGGUGGAAUUCCAUUUCGCAGUCGAAGGGGACGUCCCGGGCUUGGAUCGAGAUCUGGAUCAGGUACGCCUCAGCGAGGAGGAAAUACCCCUCGUCGUGGGAUGGGUACCAGAGGCAGAGGACGAGGAGCAUCUGACGCUCCCAGAGCACAACCAGGCUUCAGCCACAGUAACAGAAACGCAGGCGCACCUCGUUCUAAACCCCUCUGGCUCAAACCUAUUACAUUCGUGCCAUCUGUGCUUACCAGGACAUUAUUUCAUGAGGAAGAAGAUAUUCUGCAGCCUGUGGCUGAGAGUGCUGGUCCGAGUGAAGAAAGCCAUGUUCCUACUGCAGAUCGCGUUACCCGCGUAUUCAGUGGAAAAAAAUUCCCCCCUCUGCCUCAAUCGUCGUCAUCUUCAGAAGACGGCGUUUCUGAUCACGAGGAAGAUCUGGAGGAGAUCGACUUUGCUGAUAUGGGAAAACUGUUUCCUCAGCUUCAACCUGCUCGUGCUUCAACUAGUACCCGAGCUUCACAAGUCGCUUCUUCUUCACAUGAGGAGGUAUUCACUGGGGUGUAUAACAAGAGACAUCACUCUGUCGCAACUCCUUUAUCCCACCCAGCUCUAGAGGGCGCCGAUGUAUCACCCGACAAACCUAACCCCGUAUCCAUUGAUGCGGUAGUCAGUGAAUCAAACACGAUUACUGUACAUAGCAUCACUACGCUAGAACACUCAACAGCUGCCCUAGCGAUAACCAAAGAUGACGAAAUAGUCAUCAAUAAACCAGACACCAUCCCAUCUCCCAUGGCACCAAUAUCAAACGAAAUCACUGUUUCCCCUACACGUCUUCCUGAAGACGAUGCCCCCACAUUCUUUGUGGAUACAGAACCUACAGAGCCAUUUACUCGUCCCUCCGCUAGUGAUGUCGUGCUUUUUGAUCGCAUCGCCUGGGGUGGUGCUCCUCUUGGAGAAGAAGACGAGCUUAUCGUAUACGUUGCGCCCAACCCACGAUCAAGGCAAAUUUUGCCCAUUUCCAAUAUUCCUCGAGUACGGUUACCCAUGAGGUCUGUACUGACAGGUAUCACCAAUCCCAUCCAAACCCACCCAGGGCCCGUGGCACACGAAGACACAAACGCUGAUAAGGACAUCCCAGUUCAGAGCGAAGCUCCGCAGUUCUCUUCUGUUUCGUUCGAUUUCGCGACUCCCAACAUAAAGAAACAGUCUCAUCAGAGACCUGUUUUCACUCCGGGCGAUCGCUCAAAAGCGAGGAUACAAGCUAGGAAACAAGAAGCCCGAGUAGCUCGCAAGCGUGCGCAACGUCAGGCAAUGUUUGGCUCUUUUGGCGCUAUGCUUUCUGAAGCUAGAUUGAGAGAUGCUGAUGAACGAGAGCGUAAAAGUGCCCGAUGGGAGUCUCGGCGGAAGGACGACUCUGAUGUUGAUUUUGGUGAUGAGGACGAAGAUGGGGUCCCAGCAAACGAUGGUGUUGAUGAAGUGUCUAAUGGACUAGGAGGGAUGGAUUUAGAUCCGGACCUUGAACCAGAUUUGGAGGCUAUGAAAGGCUUCGUUCAGAGCAUGAGCGCGGAAGGAUCGCGGCAUCACACGAUGGAUGAAAUUCAGGAUGAAGAGCAGACACGGAUUGAGGACGAGCAAGAAGAAGAAGAAAACGGAAGUGAUUCCCAUGGGAGCUAUAGCGACACAAGCGAUGAAGAAGACGAGGAAGAAAACGCGGUGUUUGAAGUUGAGGAAGAAAUACUUGUUGCAGAAUCAGAGGGUGGAAGGCCUCGUGAACCUUCACACUCAGAUGAUUCUGACGAAGGGGAAGAUUCUUCCAAUGAUGAGCUCAGUCCAAGAGCUAAUUUUCAGGCUAGACUCCGUCGAGUUCGCGAGAAAUCACGCUCAACGAAGCCAGCGACGGCUGGGGCCGAUUCAGCAGAGGAGUCCUCUGAUGCUCCUUUCCCGUCGUGGAAUCGAGCUGAUUCUGACGAUGAUUACAUUGCACUGAUAGAGGACACGCUUGAAAUGCAUAGCGGUAUAGCUGGCGGUAAAGACCGCAAACUACGCAAUAAAUUAUUCCGUGCAAUACAGAAUGGUCAAUUCGACCACAUCGACGACUACGAAGAAUUUGACGGAUCCUUCAGCUAUCAGCCAGCGAAGCGCAAGAAAGACAAGAUGAAGGAAAUGCCCGCCGAGCUUCAAGAGAUGUGGGAGAAAGAUCGAGCCAAAAAAGCUGAACAUAAACGAGCUCGCAUGGAGGCCCGCCUUCUCGAUGCCAUCGAUCCCAUAUCUCCGAAGAAAGGUGGUAAGAAGGGGCGCAAGGCGAUGUGGGCAGCCGCACGGCUGGAUCCGAGGGAGCUCGCCCAAAUUCAAAAUGCCAUUGUGGACAUGGUGUCACUGGAGGAGCAGAUUCGCCGCUUCAUUAGUGAUACUAGCGGAAAGAACAACAUGGUACUUCCUCCAAUGAACAAAGCGUCGAGAAAGGAAGUUCACAAGCUUGCGAGCUCGUUUAACCUCAAGAGUCACAGCAAAGGCUGGGGAUCCGGGAGGUAUACUACUCUCAUCAAGUCCGCGAAGAUGCGUGCCAUUGAUGAGCGCAAAGUCAAGAGUGUCAUGAAGAAACACGGAGGCCGGUUUGAGACAAUGCCUCGACACAAAGAGGGAGAUGAAGUUGGCAAGGCUGCUCCAAAGAUUGGACAAACGAACGUCGGAUUCAGGAUGCUUGCCUCUAUGGGAUGGGCAGAAGGAGAUAGGAUCGGUGGCGAAGCGUCUAGUGGGAUUGAUGCGCCCUUGACAGCUAUUAUCAAGAAUACGAAGCUAGGUCUAGGCGCUACUCGAUAGUCACCUUCAGAGCGAACUUUAAUCUUUUCCUGACCAUAUCUUGACCUGAGACUUGA